Messenger RNA from Zea mays, 2882 nucleotides. Its product is annotated as ENT domain containing protein. Gene Ontology annotation, cellular component: nucleus. Lineage: Eukaryota; Viridiplantae; Streptophyta; Magnoliopsida; Poales; Poaceae. The record is from RefSeq and is a predicted model, not a curated record. The transcript has 10 exons. Gene Ontology annotation, biological process: defense response to fungus. The coding region runs from base 1275 to 2486 and encodes 403 amino acids.
GAGGCAUUUUCUCGUGAAAGAAAACGCACUCCCGACUCCCGAGUGAUCCCGAGUCCCGACGGCCGACGCGCGCUUAAGGGCUUACGGCUAAUCCGGCGGCUACGAAAGGAAACAUCUACCCCGUUCAACCGUUCCAUUUCUUCUCCCGUUCCGUUCACCCCCCCCGCGAGCUCUAUCUUUCGUGGCGCAGCUCGGCAGCUGGGCGGCCGCCCCCCGCCGGCGCCACGCCCUAAGCUACGCCAGGUUCCCAGUUCUUCGUCCGUCCUUUUGCUAGGUCUUCGUUGGACACUUAAACGGCGACGAGCACCGCCAGACGCGCUGGUGCCUGGAUCCGGCGGGAGUGCUUCAGGUUUUGACGGUUCGUCUCUCUCGUUGUUUCCGGCGGGGUUAUGAAGGCGGUGGGAUACAGCCCCUACGACAGCAGCGGUGAGUUUGCCCGAAUUGACCAAUUUUAAGCCUGAUAUUUUUUUAUUGGGUCAAUCAAAAUUAGAUAGCUAGUCCAUUUGGUUGCCAUGGAGUGGUAUGUAUACAAUUAAUCCUUUUUUCUUAAUUAGGGAUCCCCGUUUUGUUGGGUGAAUAUGUAUUUCGGCCUGACUGUAUGAUGCCUUGUUUCUUGAGAUUGAUAUCUGUUGCCACUAAGCAAUGUAAACGUUCAACAGAUUUUUUUGUUGUUGUGGCGUUAUAAAGAUAGCCCAAUGGAUAACUGCUGAAACUUUUGAUUUCUACUCCUGACGCCCAGGAUUAAGUCCUGGGUGGCUAGACAUUAGAUAUAAGAAUCCAAUCCCGAGAUAAAGGUGGAAACAGAGAGUAUCACAACUGUAUAAACAAAAAGUUUGAGAGUAAGCAUUAUAUAAUCUCCUUUUUUUGUUAAAGAAUAGAUAACCCAUUUUCUCUUUACCACACGGACCCAUUAGGAUGUGUUUUCUUUAUUUUGACACCUAAAAAAGUGCAAACUACCAAUCCUAUUUUUUUGCAUAUUCUUUUAAAAUAUAUAGGGACUUGUUUUUAGGGGUUUCAGAGAUGUAAUACAGAGUAUUGGCUAUGGAAAACUGUAUACCAGUGCUGUAGUAGUUUUACUUGUUAGGAAUGAUUUUUUACUUUACAGUUUACACUCACGGUACCUGGCUUUGGAUUCAUGGUACCAUGUCACUCACCUUUCCUGACUAGUGACUAGUUCCGGGUUUCUGGCCCACUAGAUACCAAAUUGUAAAUUCGAAUUACAAGCGUAGUCGGUGUUAUAGUCAUAGGAUUACAUAAUCCAACAUGCAUACCUUAUGGUUUGCUGUCGAGUUGUGCAUUUCAUAUACUACAGUAUUGGUUCCUCUCCCUUUAUUGUAGGGACUGAUGACGAUCUCCCUCCAGCACAAAAUAGAGGACUAAGAGGGCGAUCUUUCAGUGGGAAUGUCGUAGCAUCUGCUGGGGCAUUUCCUUACAUGAGGGCAAAUAAUGAUCUGGAGAGUGAAAUACAUCGGGUUGAGCAAGAUGCAUAUACUGGUAUUCUUAGGGCAUUUAAAGUGCAAUCUGAUGCAAUAUCCUGGGAAAAGGAGAGCUUGAUUACUGAACUCAGGAAAGAACUGAGGGUUUCUGAUGAGGAGCAUAGGGAGCUAUUAAAUAAAGUCAAUGAAGAUGGGACCAUCCGUCGAAUGAGGGAGUUAAGACAGGCAGGUGGAUCCCCAAGUGGUUUGCAUCAUGGCAACAUGGUUUUAUAUGGUGCAGAACCUGGGUCCACUACCAAGAGGCAAAGGGCAUCUCAUUCGAUUCCUUUGCAAUCAGCAGGCCUCCAGUCCCCUAUGAUGCCCUCCCACUCAGUUUCAUCUGCAAAAUGGGGUCCUUUGCAAGCAAGAGGCACGAAAGCGAGGACGCCCAUUCCUUUGGCGUUACCAUCUGUGGAUCCAAGUUCACUAAUAAACCAUAAAGUUUAUACAAGGUGGCCAGAAGACAACAACUUCUAUGAGGCCACCAUAACACGAUAUAACCCUGUGACGGGUGAGCAUGGACUUGUCUAUGACAUGGGCACACAAGCCGAGAGUUGGGAAUCAGUUAGACUUUGUGAUAUGGCACCUGAAGAUAUAAGAUGGGGAUUUGAUGGACACCUUUCAAAUCGUGAUGUCUGGAGCCCUUCUGGCCCUAUGUUGAUGAGGCACAUGACCAACAAUGGUGCUAUGGCAGGUUCAAUCAAGGGAAGAGGGAGGUUAUCAAUAAAUGAGACUAUAAAGGACUAUGCUCCACCUGAAAAUGGCACCAAUAGGAAUUUUGAUCAUGUCGACAUACCAAAUACCGGAAGUGUUGUUAUGGAGGUGAAGAGGGUAUUGUUCAACCCAAAUAUGCCUGAAAUCGAGAAGGCAAGGAAACUUUUGAAAGAUCAGGAGCAGUCAUUACUUGAUGCAAUUGCCAGACUUGAUGAAGCAUCUGAUAGCGAUAAUGAAGAUAUGGCCAUGGAAGGCCGAAUGGGUUCUGCUGGGGAAAGGAAUGGCAUCACUACGUAGUUGCUUCUGGCAUGUUGGAAUUUUGGUAGAUUAACAUGCAUUUGUGUAGCACCUACCUCGACCGCAGAACAAGGAAACCACAUUAUGGCAAAACUGCAUGCCAGAAAAUGGUGUCCUGGAAACGGUUGACGCCUGAAAUGGGAUUUUUUGGCUACACAAAAUUGAGCGCACGAGCGGCAGAGAUGCAAAUGUUAAAGAACUGUUUAAGCGCCAUUGCAUGGUGUUUCCUAUGUAGCAAACUAGAGGCAACUAAAUGUUCUAGUUGAUCAUUAGCAUGGAGCACUUAGCAUUCCUGAUUCAGUACAGGUAGAUGUCUAACACUCCAGCAUAAUAUCCAACUUGGCUGUUCUUGUACUCUAAUGUGAAAAAGGAUUGUUGUGCACGCUUUUCAUGUAA